CUCGCCGACCCUGAGUCCUGAGAACAACCUGAGAGCGCGGCCAGAGUGAGCCGCCGAGCCUCGUCCACACAGCAGCGCAAAAAACUCGCGGCGGCUUUUUGUUCGAGUCUUCCCAGGACCGUCUCUUCCCAGCCCCGCCACGAUGGGAGUGGAGCGGCCGGGCGGCGGUUCGGACACGUCGGACACGGACGAGAAAGGCGCCCCGGACGGCUUCCCCAGCAGCACCAAACGCAAGCAGCGCCGCUACAGGACCACCUUCACCAGCUUCCAACUCGAGGAACUCGAGAAGGCCUUCGCCCGCACCCACUACCCUGACGUCUUCACCAGAGAGGAGUUGGCGAUGAAGAUCGGUCUGACCGAGGCCCGCAUCCAGGUUUGGUUCCAGAAUCGCAGAGCCAAGUGGCGAAAACAGGAGAAGGUCGGUCCACAGGCGCACCCCUACAACCCCUACCCACCCUCGGGGUCGCCUGGUCUGUUGCCAGCCUCCAUGCCAACCCCUGGCUCUGCCGCCUCCGCAGCCGCAGCCACCCCAGUGGCGGGUUCGUCGAUGCCUGCGGCGCCGUUUCCCCCUCCGGGCCUCCUCCUGCCGCCCUUGAUGAGGAAACCCUUUGUACAGGAUGCGUCGCCGCCUUUUCUUCCUACAGGUCUUUUGUUCGCAGGCGGUCACCAUCACCGGUUCCUGUCGUCGGCGCUGGCCGCUGCCCUGCUGCCGGUCUACCUGCCGCACCACCCGUUCCCGCGGGGGCCGAUGCUGCCCCCGAUGGUGCCGACGAGCAGCGCGAGUCGCGAGACGCCCCCGCCAGACGAGGAGUUGGACCGGCGUUCAUCCAGCAUCGCGGCGCUGCGGCUCAAGGCGCGCGAACACGAGCUCAAACUGCGCGACCUCGACCUCAGCAGCUAACCAAAGUGUACAUUACUUAUUACGAUCUAAAUAUUAUUAUAUAUUUAAUUUUCCACACGUGGAUUUGCUGAACAAAUUUAUACACUCGCAUCAAUUGAUGAAAUAAUAAAAAUCUGAUUGAAAGUACGGAG
Molecule: messenger RNA, 1032 nt
Organism: Neocloeon triangulifer
Lineage: Eukaryota; Metazoa; Arthropoda; Insecta; Ephemeroptera; Baetidae
Product: homeobox protein aristaless-like
Exons: 6
Coding region: 143-901 (252 amino acids)
Biological process (GO): regulation of transcription by RNA polymerase II
Molecular function (GO): RNA polymerase II transcription regulatory region sequence-specific DNA binding; DNA-binding transcription factor activity, RNA polymerase II-specific
Source: RefSeq, a predicted model, not a curated record